GGUUAUUGGUGUGUGAUUGGCGUGUGGUUGGCGUGUGGUUGGCGUGUGGUUGGCGUGUGAUUGGCGUGUGAUUGGUUAUUGGCGUGUGAUUGGCGUGUGAUUGGCAUGUGAUUGGCAUGUGAUCGUUAUUGGCGUGUGGUUGGCGUGUGAUUGGCGUGUGGUUGGCAUGUGUUUGGCGUGUGACUGGCUUGUCUUUGCCGUCGUGCUGCCGGUGCCGUGCCGGUGCCAUCGCAGCCCCGGUGCCAUGGCCGCCGUGGCGCUGCCGGGGCGGUGCCAGUGCGGUGCCGGGGCGGUGGCGGUGCGGUGGCGGUGCGGGUGCCAGGCGGGUCCCCCCGUGUCCCCGCAGUCGGGGCUGUCCGAUGGGGACCCGUUUGACGGCGGGUGGUGCGCGGGGCGCGAGGACGCGGAGCAGUGGCUCGAGGUGGACGCCCGGCGCCUCACCCGCUUCACCGGAGUCAUCACCCAGGGCCUCAACUCCAUCUGGACGUACGACUGGGUGACAGCCUACAAGGUGCAGGUCAGCAACGACUCCCACACGUGGCGGCCGUGCCGCAACGGCACCCACGAGGCGGUGUUCCCUGCCAAUAAGGACCCCGAGACGCCGGUGCUGAACCUUCUGCCGGAGCCCGUGGUGGCGCGGUACCUGCGCAUCAACCCCCAGAGCUGGUUCCCCAACGGCACCAUCUGCCUGCGCGCCGAGGUCCUGGGGUGCCCCCUGCCAGACCCGGACAACCCCUACUCCUGGCCCAGCGCCCCGCUCCCUACGGACCCUCUGGAUUUCCGCCACCACAACUACAAGGAGAUGAGAAAGCUGAUGAAGCGGGUGAUGGACGAGUGCCCCGACAUCACGCGCGUCUACAGCAUCGGGAAGAGCUCGCGGGGCCUCAAGCUCUACGUCAUGGAGAUCUCCGACCACCCCGGGCACCACGAAGUGGGUGAGCCCGAGUUCCGCUACGUGGCGGGGAUGCACGGCAAUGAGGUGCUGGGCCGGGAGCUGCUCCUCAACCUGAUGGAAUACCUGUGCCGGGAGUUCCGGCGCGGCAACCCGCGUGUGGUGCAGCUGGUGACCGAGACCCGCAUCCACCUCCUGCCCUCCAUGAACCCCGAUGGCUACGAGACCGCCUACAAGCUGGGCUCGGAGCUGUCGGGCUGGGCCAUGGGCCGGUGGACCUACGAGGGCAUCGACCUCAACCACAACUUCGCCGACCUCAACACGGCACUGUGGGACGCGGAGGACAACGACCUGGUGCCCCACCAGUUCCCCAACCACUACAUCCCCAUCCCCGAGUACUACACCUUCGCCAACGCCACGGUGGCCCCCGAGACGCGGGCGGUGAUCGACUGGAUGCAGCGCUACCCCUUCGUGCUGAGCGCCAACCUGCACGGUGGCGAGCUGGUGGUCACCUACCCCUUUGACAUGACGCGCACCUACUGGAAGGCGCAGGAGCUGACCCCGACGCCCGACGACGGCGUCUUCCGCUGGUUGGCCACCGUCUACGCCACCUCCAACCUGGCCAUGGCCAACGAGGAGCGGCGCCUCUGCCACUACGACGACUUCACCCGCUACGGCAACAUCAUCAACGGCGCCAACUGGCACACGGUGGCCGGCAGCAUGAACGACUUCAGCUACCUGCACACCAACUGCUUCGAGAUCACGGUGGAGCUCUCGUGCGACAAGUUCCCGCACGCCUCCGAGCUGCCAGAGGAGUGGGAGAACAACCGGGAGUCCCUGCUGCUCUACAUGGAGCAGGUUCACCGUGGGAUCAAGGGAGUGGUUCGGGACAGCGACACGGAUGAGGGCAUCGCCAACGCCAUCAUCUCCGUGGAUGGCAUCAACCACGACAUCCGGACGGCCGUCGACGGGGAUUACUGGCGGCUGCUGAACCCGGGCGAGUACGAGGUGACGGCACGGGCUGAGGGCUACGAGGCGGCCACGCGGCCGUGCCGCGUCUCCUACGAGAACGUGCCCACCGCCUGCAGCUUCCGCCUGGCGCGGGCGCGAGGGCGGCGGCCGGCACCGCACCGCCUGCCCCUCGACCCGCAGCUGCGGCUGCGACGCCAGCGCCUGCACCGCCUGCGCGCCCAGCGCCGCAACCCGUGACGGGCGCUGCCCCGGGGCCGCGGGCUCGGUGCCGGGGGCUGCACCCACCCGGGCGGUGGGCGACAACGCGGAGUGGGGGCUCCCAGUAAAGCUGCCUCUGCUGCCUCCGUGCCUGCCCCGCUCUCGCCCUGACGCCGCAUCCCGGUCCUUGUCCCGGUCCUUGUCCCGGUCCUUGUCACAGUCCCUGGGUCCGGAUCCCGGGGAGCUGGGCAGGAUGCUCGCUCGGUCCCAGGAUGGAUCCUGCCCUGCUCUGUUAGAGAAGCCGGGUCCCAGUCCUCCUCCCAGAUGCUGCAUCCUGGUCCUUAUCCCAGGCCUUGUCCCAGUUCCUGGGUUCCUGUCCUGGUACCCAGGUUCCCGUCCUCGUCCCAGUUUCUGGUCCUUGUCCCGGUUCCUGAGUCCCGGUUCUUGUCCCAGCUCCUGGGUUCCUGUCCUUGUCCUGGUUCCCAGUCCUUGUCCUAGUUCCCAGGUCCUGACCCCAGUGGGCUGGGCAGGAUGCUCACUCCGUCCCAGGAUGGAUCCUGCCCCGCUCUGUCCCAGCUGCUGGGUCCUGGUCCUUGUCCCAGUUCCUGUGUUCUUCUCCCUGGCCUGGUUCCCAGUUCCCAGUCCUUGUCCCAGUUUCCAGGUCCUGGUCCCAGUGGGUUGGAUGCUCACUCGGUCCCGGGAUGGAUGCUGCCCUGCUCUGUCCCAGAUGCUGAGUCCCAGUCAUGGUCCUUGUCCCAAGGGUCGUGUCCUGGUCCUUAUCCCAGUCCUUGUCCCAGUUCCUGGGUCCUUAUCCCGGUUCCCAGUUCCCAGUCCUUCUCCUGGCUCCUCAGUUGGUGUCCUGGUUCCCGGUUCCCGGGUUUUGUCCCGGUUCCCGGGUUUUGUCCCGGCUCCCAGCUCCUGAUCCUGGUGAGUUGGAGCAGGACGCUCACUCAAUCCCAGGAUGGAUGCUGCCCCGCUCUGUCUACAAGCACGGGGUCCCAGUGCUUGCCCCAGGGGUCGCAUCCUGCUCCCUAUCCCAGCCCCUGUCCCUCUUCCCUGCUCCUGGUGGCUGGGUGGGAAGCUCGCUGGGUCCCGGUGCCCGUGCAGGCUGAGGCC
Messenger RNA from Cuculus canorus (common cuckoo), 3178 nucleotides. It is a transcript of the gene CPXM1, whose product is annotated as carboxypeptidase X, M14 family member 1. The record is from RefSeq and is a predicted model, not a curated record. NCBI's taxonomy places the organism in Eukaryota, Metazoa, Chordata, Aves, Cuculiformes, Cuculidae. The transcript is spliced from 11 exons. Gene Ontology annotation, biological process: proteolysis. The coding region runs from base 167 to 2101 and encodes 644 amino acids. Gene Ontology annotation, molecular function: zinc ion binding; metallocarboxypeptidase activity.